AUGCCACAGGGAAUCACCUUAAUGCUGUCGCUGGAAUGUGUCCGUUCAGGUACCAAAUAUCCAACGCAUGUACAACAUGCCGCCAUCAUGAAAGCUCCAGCGGAAACUUCCCCAUCAAGCAUCUCACAGCGGACGGGCGGAGUCCAAACUCUGGUGCCAAACUGGUGUCAGAUCCACCCAGCACAGCCAGUUUCCCACCACAUCCCCUUAAAGGCUCCCAAGCACAGCAGCUCGCGUGCUGUGGUGCAGCAUGCCAUGUCCUUGUCCAUCCUGGCUGUCGAUGAAGAUGAAGUCUUGUCACAGCAGCCGGUAUACAGGCUCGGUACUCUGCUCCUUCCUGGUGCAGCUCCUGCCUACCCUGGUUCUUUCCAACAUAACUUGAUCUGCCAUGAGGGCAACUACCUUACCCAGUCCCUAAGAUACGGAAGGUUGUGUGUUCUUUCGAAGCUCGGCAAAACGAGACAGUACUGUCAAGUGUCCUGGACAUACCUCUCCCGAGCCAAGCUUGCCACGCGCCAGAGAAGCGCCGGUGACUGGACUUUGCUACUACGACAGCGCUACACCCCCUGCCACUUUGACUUUAGCCACCAAGAUGCAGAGCCUAAAGGAGCUGGGAUGGCGGCUGCAAACACAGCCAGUGCUCUGAUGCUUCGGGAUACAGAAGAGAAGAGGCCAAGGAGCGGCUGGAGUACUCGUAGUUGCACAAAAAUCAGCCUCGCCUCCCAUGUCCGAGUACAUUCAUGGCUAGGAGCUCUCGCGAUUAGAGUGGACACACACCAUGAUGCGGAAUUUUCACCUCGUGGCACAUCCACGCUCCCUAUCUCGGCCACCCACCACUCCUCUCUGGCAGCCAUUACCCUUCCCCAAAGAGGUUGGAUCGGGCUCUCGGAGCCACCAACCCCACCGUUCCGAGCCUCCGUCCGUCGCGGAGCUUUGCCUGUUUCAGGACCAUCACACACCUCAGCAGCAGCCUGUCAGUCCUCCAUCCUUGCAGGUCUACCCCAGUCGCAGACUCAGGCGAGCCAGCCUAAACCCAGGCUGGGCGCUGUGGCUUUCAUCAACCCAUUUCGCUUAUUUCGGCGCGUUGAUUUGCCAUGUUGCUUCGUUGUCUGGUCCAGCUUCACAACCACAUUUGUCUCAGAACAGCGAAGUACGAGUACAGCUGAGGAAAAACAGCCCGUCACCUACGAUGAAGCGCCACCUCUAACUAUAUCCAAUCUAGUGGCCGACUGUGGUUUUACUCUCGACCAGGUGCAAGAAGAGUCUGGUCCUGCAACCCCUACCACCCCAAUUCAGCUCUGGAUCUCUAGCAUCCGUGUCCCGGUACGAAAGAGUUCCACGGAGCAGAGCUCCGGACGACGUGUCUCACUCACGUGUAAUCCUUUCCGGGUUUUGUUUCGGCGCUGGCUUACAUCCGGGUCCACCUCCAAAUCUUUUGGACGAAGUGCAUCCCGACAUCAUAUGCAUGUCUCUGUUUUCUGUUCAGUAGACGGCAGGGCCAUGCACGAUCUCACAAAUGUGGACCCGCUGAAUGAACGUGCAGCACGCGGUUGCUCUAUUUCCUGCUCCUUAUCUUACAAGCUCUCCAACACUGCCAAGUUCGCAGGUUACUCUGGAUCGGCAGAGCAGACUAAUUUGGUCGGGGGUGCUCCCUCCAAGCGGCCUCCAAACGACUUCCUUUUAGACAAAGUGUUAUUACUAUACGAGUACUUGUCUGGUCAAAAAUGGAAGAAAAUAUUCUUGGUCCCAAGUGUGGUCCAUCAUCAGAGUGAGACAGAAUGAGAGCCAUCAGCCUUACAAGCUCACUGGUCCCGAGUGCUUGGAAGUGAUGGGGCGCUAAUCGCUGCGUCUCCCCAGCCGCUGUUACACUGAGAGCCGAACAUAGGCAGGGAGAAAGGGCUUAAAAAAGAAAAUAUGGCGCGGCAGCGGCGGCGGUGCCGAACAGAGCG
Messenger RNA from Trichoderma harzianum CBS 226.95, 1949 nucleotides. RefSeq lists its product as hypothetical. The coding region runs from base 1 to 1782 and encodes 593 amino acids. The transcript is spliced from 8 exons. NCBI's taxonomy places the organism in Eukaryota, Fungi, Ascomycota, Sordariomycetes, Hypocreales, Hypocreaceae. The record is from RefSeq and is a predicted model, not a curated record.